CAGAUACAACUUCUCCACUUGAUUUAAUCCAUUCCUGGUUUUGUCUCAACCUGCAUGAAAAAAAAAAAACUGACCGUUUAGCAGCACCCUAAAGCUUUGGUGACUGGUUGUUUUUGUUAGGUUUCAAUUCUGCCUAGAGGUCCAAAAAGAUAGAUAGAAGCCGUAACAUUUAAAAAUAUGAUUUUCAGUGUGAACAAAACCUUUUAAAGGGGUUAUCUGAGACUGAAUAACCCCCGCUACAAUGCCCGACCAGCAACACUGUGCAUAUUCUACCUGCUCCCUGAACGGGGCGCCAUGACGGCUCAAAAAGAUGGCAACCUUCUAGAGGUAGAGGAAGGGGAUACCCUCCUAAGCCAGAAGCCUCUACCCGUCCUACCCAGUGACACACUAACUCAGGUAGGAGGCAGACUAAAGCAAUUCUCCUCCGCCUGGCAAGAAAUUCACGCCUCCCCUUGGGUCACUCGUACCGUAAAGGAAGGCCUAAAGCUAGAGUUUGUUUCCCCACCCCCAGGUCAUUUUUGUAUCAACCAAAGACAACAGCCCGACAAACAGGCAUCCCUAGAGUCAGAAAUAGCUACAUUAAUCCUCAAAGGAGUCCUCAUCCCUGUUCCGGAAGAACAACACGGCAAGGGUUUCUAUUCCCCUAUAUUUUUGAUAAAGAAACCAAACGGCUCCUUUCGCCUAAUAAUAAAUUUGAAGUCCUUAAACAAGUCCAUCAUUUACAAGAAAUUCAAAAUGGAGACCAUAAAAUCUACCACUCAGAUCCUUCCGCAGGACUGCUUUAUGGCUACCGUCGACCUUCAGGACGCUUACUACCACGUCCCAAUAUACCACAGGCACCAGUGUUUUCUGAGGAUCGCAAUUUAUUAUCAAGGAAGAUUGUCCCAUUUUCAGUUCACAGCCCUUUCUUUUGGCCUAUCCUCUGCCCCCAGAGUUUUUUCAAAAAUAAUGUCAGAUGUCAUGAAGUUUCUUCACCUUCAGGGAGUACAGAUCGUUCCAUACCUGGACGACUUUCUGGUGUUUGCGGAGUCGCGCCAACUUCUACAUUCAUGCCUCAAGCAAAUCCAGGACUGUCUUACAACUCUAGGGUGGAUAAUAAAUCCCAAAAAGUCAGACCUUAUCCCCAGUCAGGAGAAGGUGUUUUUGGGGGUGCUGUUGGACUCAAGGCGUCUAAUGUCUUUUCUUCCUCAAGACAAACAGUCUCACUUAAUCCAGACAGUGUCUCUUUUUUCCAGCAAAGAUCGGUCCUCGAUAAGAGACAUCAUGGCGGUGCUGGGACUGUUGACAGCCGCAAUCCCGUCAGUAAGGUGGGCCCAGAGUCACACGAGUCCUUCAGGCCUUUCUCCUAUCUUCAUGGGACGGAAAGAACUCAUCUCUAGACAGAAAGGUUCACGUUCCCAGACAGGUAAAACAGUCACUAACUUGGUGGAGAAUAAAAGGGAACCUGAGCGUAGGGGUUCACUGGUGCCCAAGAGAUGUCAUGGUCAUUACAACAGACGCCAGCAGCUCAGGAUGGGGAGGUCAUUCUUCAGGAGCGGUAGUUCAGGGAUCCUGGGGAAAAAACAUGCAGGACGCCUCCUCAAAUUUAAAAGAGCUGUCAGCUGUCCACAGAGUUCUCCUUUCCCUUUACAAAGUUCCCUCUCCAAGACACGUAAAAUUUUUUACAGACAACACUACAGUUGUGGCGUAUGUAAACAAGCAAGGGGGAACCAGAACUCGCUCACUGGCGGAAGUAUCAAAAGGCAUUUUUUGUUGGGCAGAAAAGAGCCUUCUGUCCCUUUCGGCGGUACAUAUCAAGGGGGAAAAAAAUGUGGUGGCCGAUUAUCUCAGUCGCCAUCUCAUAAGGGAGGCCGAAUGGUCCUUAAAUCACCACGUCUUUAG
Bufo gargarizans (Asiatic toad) is the source of this 1881-nucleotide messenger RNA. RefSeq lists its product as uncharacterized. Lineage: Eukaryota; Metazoa; Chordata; Amphibia; Anura; Bufonidae. The record is from RefSeq and is a predicted model, not a curated record. The transcript is spliced from 2 exons. The coding region runs from base 295 to 1881 and encodes 528 amino acids.